GUCAAUUUCGACCCGACCAAUUAAAUGGAAUCGUUUCAAACCCUCGUCACCCCGGCGAAUGUGGUCACAGCAAUCAAUCACAGGGGCGGCCGAGUGCUGGCAGCUAGGCGCAUGAAGUCCCUAUGUAUGACAGUUGCCUGUCGACCGCUUUCCUAUGUCGACACUUACGUCAUGUGCGAUAGAUGCUGCCGCCUUGCAGUCGACGAUUUUGUUCGUAGGUCGCCGAAGACGUUCAUUCGGCGCGCCUUCUCGAAUUUCUUGCCCCGCUGGAACUUGGGACGAACGCUCCGAAUUCGCGUUGCUACGUUAGAGCUGACUUUGUUUGCAUUAUCAUAUGAGCAGCAUGUCACGAUUGCACACGAAGGAAGUGGUGGUGGUGAUGGUUCCAGUCCAGGUUAGAUGUGGUUGGUGCGUUGCCAAAUUUGAAACAUCGGCGCAUUUGCAACAGGCAACCAAGUCCCAGUUACUGUAGCCCUCGUGGCCAGUGCUACAUUGUUCGAGGAGUAUAAACG
Molecule: messenger RNA, 512 nt
Organism: Aphanomyces astaci
Lineage: Eukaryota; Oomycota; Saprolegniomycetes; Saprolegniales; Verrucalvaceae
Exons: 1
Coding region: 25-399 (124 amino acids)
Source: RefSeq, a predicted model, not a curated record